AUGGCCAAUCAACGCGCCAAUGACUUCAUCUCGUUCCUCAAUGCGAGUCCGUCGCCUUUCUUCGCUGUACGCAGCUCGAUCGAACGUCUCGAGAAGGCAGGAUUUAAGCCAAUAAAAGAACGAGACUCGUGGAAUCAAACACUCCAAGCCGGGGGCAAAUAUUACCUCACUCGAAAUGGUAGCACGAUUGUCGCCUUCGCCAUCGGACACAAAUGGAAGCCAGGCAAUCCCAUUGCCAUGGUUGGCGCUCACACCGAUUCUCCCUGCCUCCGAAUCAAGCCAGUCUCGAAGCGAUCAGCGGAUGGCUUUCUACAAGUUGGCGUUGAGCUCUAUGGCGGUGGCAUGUGGCAUACCUGGUUCGACCGUGAUCUUGGUGUGGCCGGUAGAGUGAUGGUGAAGAGCAAGGAAGGCGUGGUGGAGCAGCGACUAGCGAAAAUCAGUAAGCCUGUCUGUCGGAUACCGAACCUCGCGGUGCAUUUCGGCCAGCCGUUUGAGCCAUACAACAAAGAGGCACAGCUGUUCCCAGUGCUAGGCCUGGUCACAGCAGAGCUCAAUCGGCAAAGAAAGUCUGCAGAGGAUAUCAAGAAAGAGGAGACGGAGAAGCAGAAGAACGCGGGCUUCCAGCCUCUGAAGACCACGAUGCAGAGACAUCAUCCUUAUCUCGUAGAACUCAUUGCGAAGGAGGCGGGAUGCGAGGCGGAGGACGUGGAGGACUUCGAGCUCGUGCUUUUUGAUACCCAGCCCGCGUGCCUCGGUGGCAUUAACGACGAGUUUGUUUAUUCUGCGCGUCUAGACAACCUGGGCAUGACAUACUGCGCGGUUGAGGGCCUCAUUCAGUCGCUGAAAGAUAAUGCGGCUCUGAAGGAUGACUCGACCAUUCGCCUGAUUGCAUGCUUUGAUCAUGAAGAGAUCGGCUCUCAGUCAGCACAAGGUGCACACGGCAACAUGCUGCCUGCAGUCAUUCGCCGACUAUCUUGCCUUCCGCCGUCGCCUGAGGACAGCGAAAAGAGCUACGAGAACGUAAACGGUGACGCCACCGUGGACAACAGCACAUCAUACGAGCAGUCUCUAUCCACGAGUUUCCUGAUCAGCGCCGACAUGGCACACUCCGUUAACCCGAACUAUGGUGGAUCGUACGAGUCAGAACACAGGCCGCACAUGAACGAAGGCACAGUCAUCAAAAUUAAUGCGAAUGUACGGUAUGCCACGAACUCGCCAGGAAUCGUGCUCCUCCAGGAAUGUGCCAGGCGAGCCAAGGCUGCAUCUUGGCAGCUGCCGGAGGCAAAGACAGCGGAAGAAGGUGUACCGCUUCAGCUCUUCGUGGUGAGAAAUGAUUUUCGAUGCGGCAGCACAAUCGGUCCAAUGCUCAGCGCGGCCCUGGGUGCGAGGACCAUUGAUGUUGGCAACGCGCAAUUGUCGAUGCAUUCAAUCCGGGAGACAGGUGGCGCGUACGACCCUGAACAUGCAGUAAAUCUUUUUGACAGCUUCUUUGAACAUUACGGCGAGCUGGAGAGCAAGAUCUUGGUCGAUUGA
Messenger RNA from Pseudocercospora fijiensis CIRAD86, 1533 nucleotides. RefSeq lists its product as uncharacterized. Gene Ontology annotation, cellular component: fungal-type vacuole. Gene Ontology annotation, molecular function: metalloaminopeptidase activity; zinc ion binding. The record is from RefSeq and is a predicted model, not a curated record. Lineage: Eukaryota; Fungi; Ascomycota; Dothideomycetes; Mycosphaerellales; Mycosphaerellaceae. Bases 1 to 1533 code for a protein of 510 amino acids. The transcript is spliced from 2 exons. Gene Ontology annotation, biological process: proteolysis.